AUGUAUUACAAAAACCAAGGAGACUACGUAGGGAUCUUAAAUCAGAGCGUUACCAAACGGCACACAAAGAGGGAGAGUAGAGGAGAGAGAGGGAGAAAAGUAGAAGAGCAUGAUGGAGUCUGGAAGGGGAGAGAGCCAGAACCAGGACACUUGGACCCAACAAAGGAUGUGUGGAUUGGCGUAGCUCCUACUGCCUCUGCAAACCUGCAAUAUCCUCCUGCUGUUGAAGGUUCCCUCUCUUGGCUGGAUAAUUCAACCAUCACCUACUCCAAAUGGAUGAACAGCACUCAGCCAGGAGCAGGCUGUGGACACAUACUGAGAGAGUCUGACUUCCACUGGAAUGCCACAAAGGACUGCAACAAAAAACUCCACUCGGUCUGCCAGUUUGAGUCGGGGCGAUCCAUUGUGUGUGCGGGUCAUCACACCACUCUGCAGUGUGGCUCUGGUCAAGUUUUAAUGCUCGAUGGUGCCUUCUACGGACGAAAAAACAUGCACUACUGUCAACCCACUCUCUUCCCGAGGAUGACACCCACACAACAUCAGUGUGGCUGGGUGGAUGUUCUAGACACAUUAACAGCUCACUGUCAAGGCCAUCAGGUUUGCCAGACCACUGAAUUUGUUGACUUCUUUGGGGAGCCAUGUCCCCAGUUUGGGAGUUACCUUUCUUUGGAGUACCACUGCAAAGAUGUGCUAACACUGUCAACGAGUAAUGUGGCUGCUGUUUAUGAUGACGUCACCAUCAGAGUGAAAUGGCUCAUAGAUUUGCCCCAAGGACACCUCAGCUGCACACUGAGGACUGGAGACGGGCACGUUAUUUAUCUGCAUAUUACACAGGGGUUGGAGAGCAGUGCGAUGCACAAAUAUGCCCAUCCAAAUACAUUUGUUGCAGCACUUGAAUGCAUAAAAAAUGACAUACACAUUACAGCUCAGGAAGUCAUUUCCAUUCAAGAGACCAUCACAGAGCUCGGCCCCAUCAGAUGCUAUUCGGGGAAAUUGCCUUUUCAUUCAACCAACUGCAAAGCCCUCGACGGAGAGCCGUUUCAGGUUCAAAUGGAAGUGAAAGCAGGUACAAAUGUGACCUACAGAAUUCAGAGAGGUGAAAUGUUGUUAUCGGCUUUUUCUGUGGUCAGAGGAAAUAUUCCCCAGAACAUCACAGUGGCAGCAGAAAAAGUGAAGCAGCUCGGGCCUGGCUGCCACCAUCUGACUCUUUAUGCCUCUAACAUGGUCACGUCCCCUGAAACGUCUGCAGACCUGCAGAUGUGUGUGCUGGAGAAUGUAGCCGGGCUUCAGGCCUCCGUGUUGGCUGACCACUCUGACUGUCAAGACUCGUCACAUAUUCCCGUUGGAGUUUCCCUCCAAAGUGGCGCCCCUGUUCUGCUCCUCUUCUUUCUGACUGGAGAAGACGGCUCGUUCUCUGAGAUGAGAGAGAUGAAAAAAAGGAAGGACAUUUUUUAUAUUGGAAAGCAAAUUAAAGGCCCUGUGAAGGUCAAACUCAGAGCCUGGAAUAUCUUCUCCUCUAUGGAUGUAGAUGUUGACAUGUUUACAUCCUGUGGCGAGAAUUCACUUGUUGAACAAAAUAGUUAUAAUGACUAUUUGUUUCAACUUCAUGGCAGACAGAGAAAGAAACACAUUCGAGUUGAUAGAUCCGCAGAAAAAUUCAUUGGAUCUUCAGAACAACUUAUUAGAACUUCAGAGAAUCUUAUCGCGACAACGGUGGGAUCAAUACCUAACACAGAUCUGAAGAUCACACUCUCAGUAGAUUAUGUUUUUGAUCCAGUCGAAGACAGACGUAAACAGUGGUCAUGCAAAAAUCCCUGUGAAUGUCAAGGGGUCUUCAGUGGAGUUGUACAUGUCAUUAAAGGAACCUGUGUACCAGGUCCAUUUGAGUUUAAUAAGUAUCACUUUGAAGUGAUACAGAAUACAGAUAACAAAGUGAAACAAUCAGAGGCCAUAUGCAUCACCUAUACCCCGAAGAAUGAAGCUCCAAGUUGGCUUAGUCUUUCCUGCACUGAAGGCUGUGACCCUGUAGGGGAGAACAAAAAUGCAAAAAUCAAAAUGUCAUGCAAAGAGGAUAAACAGUGUCCAACAGUUGAGUGGUCCAUUGAGGACCCACGUAAAGAAAAGGACUGGCACAGUGAGACAAAGAAAUGUUACAAAUAUGCAAAGCAAAGGCCACUUACAAGGAAGAUGAAUGGUGGGACUGAAUACACUGUCGAUUAUUCCAGCAUUAAAGAGGCAAAAAAAGAAGGCGUCACUGUGGUGAUACUUUACAAGGAUGGAGAUUAUUACUAUAAAAAAUUCCAUAUUGCCACAUCUUCCUCUGAACAAGGAGACAACAGUGCGGAUCAAACAACAAAACCAUCUGGUGGUAGCACUGCAUCUCCUGGCACCAUAGCUCCCGCAAAAACUAACAGCCCUGCAAACCCUCCAACUCCUGCUGCUGGAAAAACUACAAAAACAGCUGUGACCACUAAAGCCAGCAUCACAAAAACCACUGCUCCCCCUGCUCUGGCUGCCACUACACCUAACACAGCUAUCAUAGCAAAGACUGACAGCGCUGACUCUGAAAACAAUCCAACUGCUGCUGAAGCUGCAACCACUACGAAGGCCUCGAACACUGCUGUCACCACUGUCACUAUUCCCUCAGUGUCCUCUGACAAAGCUACUACGACAAUGACCAGUAACACUCCUGCUAUCACAACAAAGAGCAGUAACACUCCUGCUAUCACAACAAAGAGCAGUAACACUCCUGCUAUCACAACAAAGAGCAGUAACACUCCUGCUAUCACAACAAAGAGCAGUAACACUCCUGCUAUCACAACAAAGAGCAGUAACACUCCUGCUAUCACAACAAAGAGCAGUAACACUCCCGCUAUCACAACAAAGAGCAGUAACACUCCCGCUAUCACAACAAAGAGCAGUAACACUCCUGCUAUCACAACAAAGAGCAGUAACACUCCUGCUAUCACAACAAAGAGCAGUAACACUCCCGCUAUCACAACAAAGAGCAGUAACACUCCCGCUAUCACAACAAAGAGCAGUAACACUCCUGCUAUCACAACAAAGAGCAGUAACACUCCUGCUAUCACAACAAAGAGCAGUAACACUCCUGCUAUCACAACAAAGAGCAGUAACACUCCCGCUAUCACAACAAAGAGCAGUAACACUCCCGCUAUCACAACAAAGAGCAGUAACACUCCCGCUAUCACAACAAAGAGCAGUAACACUCCUGCUAUCACAACAAAGAGCAGUAACACUCCCGCUAUCACAACAAAGAGCAGUAACACUCCUGCUAUCACAACAAAGAGCAGUAACACUCCUGCUAUCACAACAAAGAACAGUAACACUCCUGCUAUCACAACAAAGAGCAGUAACACUCCCGCUAUCACAACAAAGAGCAGUAACACUCCCGCUAUCACAACAAAGAGCAGUAACACUCCUGCUAUCACAACAAAGAGCAGUAACACUCCUGCUAUCACAACAAAGAGCAGUAACACUCCUGCUAUCACAACUACCAGCAGUGGUACAACUUCACCAGUGACCAACAGUUUGGAUAAACUGAAGUGUAGCAUAUCACCACGUAGCGGAACCAUCCUAGAUGCAUUCACGAUAUCUUGUAACACUGACACACCAUGUACUAAGUGUCAGUAUUGUUUCAAAACCCAGGAAGGAAAGCAUCUGCGUUGCACCGAAGACAACAAAGUGAAUUCUAUCUUUCUUCCUCUUGGAGAUAGAAAUUCCAACCACAAGCUUAUCAUCAAGGCAACAGCUAAAGAUAGCAGCUUUAUAGCCCACACAACCAUCAUCACAAAGGUAUUGAAUUACGAACCACCCUCAGGCUCUUCAGGAAACGGUCUUUCAGCUUCGAUGGAGAAUGUUGUGGAUCAGCUGAAGGAACAAGGUCAACUAACAGGAGAGACUGUGGGACAGAUCUGUGACUCUGUGUCCAGCCAACUGAACAGCCGGUCUGAUGAUUCAAACAAAGCUGAGAGGCAAAAGCUACGAGAGAAGAUAUUAUCCAUAAUGACAGACACAAUGAAAGAAGCUCCGUCCAACAACCCAGAAGAAGUUCAGGUGAUGGCCAGAGGACUUACCUCUGUCAGCCAGAGAGGCUCUGAACUCAGCUCAGCUGCUCAGGAAGAGGCUUCAUUCUUGUUAGCUGAGCUCAGCUCGUCUCUCCUCAACAUGGAUUUGGACAAAAGUGAAGAGAACAAGAAGGAAGUACACGAUGCAGCCUGCAGCAUCGUGGAGGGAGCAGGGAAUAUUCUGCACUUCUCUUCCACUAAAAGCACAUCUGAUGCCCUUCUCAACGCUUUGGACAAUACACAGAGUGCACUGUUAGCUGUUAAAGAUGCUGAUGAGGGGCCAACCAUUAUCCAAGAGCCUCAUAUUAGUGUGCUCGUUAACAGAGUGACACCGGGAAGUUUGAACGAACAGUCCAUGAAGAUUCCCAACUGUUCCUGCAGCUCAUUUUCUCUCCCAACUCUACCCUCUGAUAUGUUACCCUCAGAUAAACCAGUGGACAUACGGAUGCUGAGCUUAGACAAAAAUCCAUUUUCCUGGCAUGAGUUUGGGAACAUCAGUGGCUCCACAGGUUCUUUAUCCCUUACAAGAACAGAUGGCUCCAAAAUCCCUGUUGAGAACUUGAGCGAUGAUGUUGAGAUUUUCUUGCCAAGGCCUCUUGGAGAGCAGGUGAACACAUCCGUUUUAUACCUGGGGAACUUCAGCACAACCGUCAUAGACAUUCCUUCAGCCAACAACACACUGGUGUUAAAGAUGAUACCAUCAACGGAUCCUUUGACCUUCAAAGUGUUCCUUGGAUAUAAGGACUACCCUAAUGAAACACAUCAUGUAGCGAUGACAGAGAUGCCUCAGCAAGGAACAACACUAGAGGAAAGAUACACUUGGCUUCUUGACCCUGAGACUCUGAAAGGAAACACUGGAUUGCACUAUCUUUUUGUGAGGCCCAUAGUAGGUCCGGGAAUAAAAUCCAUUGAUACCAGUUUAUUGAUCACCCCCAUUACUAGCUCCUGUAAAUUUUGGGAUGAAUCAACAUUGGAUUGGACCACUAAUGGAUGCAGGGUUGGUGCGCAGUCCACACCUCUAGUCACCCAGUGCCUCUGCAACCACCUCACCUUUUUUGGUAGCUCUUUCUUUGUCACUCCCAACCUUGUGGACCCAUCACGCACUGCUGAGCUGUUUGCAACGUUUGCAGAGAAUCCUGUGGUUGUCUGUUUUGUGGGAGCACUCUUUGUGGGCUAUUUAUUGGCUGUUAUAUGGGCCUGGCGAAAGGAUAUUCAAGACACAGUGAAGGUGAAGGUGACUGUGCUGGAGGACAAUGACCCAAUGGAUGAGUACCGCUACCUGUUGAGUGUCAACACUGGGCAUCGUAGAGGAGCAUCCACCUCCUCACAGGUGGCGAUAACCCUCAUGGGUCUAGAGGGGAACAGUGAACCUCACCACCUAUCCGAUCCAAAGAAGCGUGUGUUUGAGAGAGGUGCAGUGGAUGUGUUCCUGCUAACUACGCCUUUCUCUCUGGGAGACCUGCAGGGAAUCAGACUGUGGCACAAUAACUCAGGGAGCCACCCUGCUUGGUAUGUUGGCAAUGUCAUGGUGCAGGAUUUACAGACGCAAAAGAAAUGGCAUUUUCUAUGCAACUCCUGGCUGGCUAUAGACAUGGGUGAUUGUUCUCUGGAUAAAGUUUUCCCUGCUUCGACAGAGAUUGAAUUGAAAAGGUUCAGUAAUCUAUUCUUCACUAAGACAACAAAGGACUUCAGUGAUGGUCACCUCUGGUACUCUGUGAUCAGUCGUCCACCAAGCAGCAGCUUCACUUGUGUUCAGAGAGUCUCCUGCUGCUUCUCCCUGCUGCUCUGUACCAUGCUGACCAGCAUCAUGUUUUAUGGCAUCCCAACAGAUCCCUCUGAGCAGACAUUGGACCUGGGUCACUUUGAGUUUACCUGGCAACAGUUCAUGAUUGGAGUUCAGAGUUCCCUCAUCAUGUUUCCAGUGAAUAUCCUUAUUGUGAGCAUUUUCAGAAACACUCAACCUAGGGAAACAUUGUGUUGCAAGCGCAAGGGCGUAAAACCAGAUGCUCUUGAACAGCUCUCCGUCUCACAGACGGUCCCCGACAACGUGAAUGUGUCUUUAGACACUGUCAUCAAGUCAAAGUUGGCGAAGGAUCUCACAAGGAUUGCCCUUUCACUCUCCAAGACAGUGAAAAGCAACAUACCAAGCAAAGAGCCUGAGUUUGGGCCUGGACAACAUGUUGACAUAAAUGCUGUCCUCUCUGUGGUGGAGGAUUUCAUCAAACAGAACAAUAAAACCUGUGACAGCACCCACUCCAACACUCAGAACUUUCACAAUGCCAUCCAACCUCAGUCGACAGAGGCUACGUCUACAGUGCAUUCCGGGUCAACAGAGGAGGGGAUUCAGAAGAAGAGCAACAAAAGCCAGUAUCUUUAUCGGCAGCUGUGUCACAUUGAGAGAGAGCUGACUCUGCUGGGACCCUCCGGCUUUCCAAGCCCCCACAGCUACAGCCAGGCGGUGCAGCAAGUCCAGGGCAUGAAGGGGUCUCUUGAAGAUCAGCUGUUCAGAUUCAGCUCUGUCAAUCUGUACGAACCUGACCAGAAAAAGUUGAUCCCUGCAGACAGCACUGAUGCCGAUGAUAAGCAGAAGAAGAAAAGCUCUUGCUGUCAUGGAGGGCUGCCUUGGUGGUUUAUUUUUAUUGGAUGGCUGCUUGUCAUAGCAACCAGUGUUGUAUCAGGAUAUUUCACGAUGCUGUAUGGCUUGAAGUUUGGGAAGGAACGCUCAGUGAGCUGGCUAGUGUCCAUGAUUAUCUCCUUUUUUCAGAGUGUCCUCAUCAUUCAGCCACUGAAGGUGAUAUGUCUGGCAAUCUUCUUCGCACUUGUCAUAAAGAAAGUAGAUGAAGAAGAUUUUCAAAAUCUUGCACUUGAUGGAAAUGACAAAAGUCAAGAUUACCAAGACCUAGAGACAGUCAGACGAGAAGGCGGCCUUUACGUUCCUCCUCCUGCUGCAGACAUUGAGAAGAUGAAAAGAAACAAGAUUAUGGAACAGAAAGCCUUUGCCCUCAUCAGGGAGAUUUUGAUCUACAUGGGAUACAUGUGGAUGCUACUGCUGGUGGCGUACGGACAGAAGGAUCCCAAUGCCUUCUUCCUGAACCGGCACAUCAGGCACAGCUUCAGUAGAGGAAUCACAAACAGUAUGAGCCUCGGCAAAGUCUUCACAUGGGCCAACACAUCUCUGCUAGGAAACCUUUUUGGAGUUUAUCCAGGGUUUAUCACAGAUGGAAACUCCAAACUAGUGGGGAACGCCCGUCUCCGUCAAUUGAGAGUCCAGAGGAACUCCUGUCAGAUUGCUGACGCCAUGCUGGGGAUUGUACCAAACUGCAAUGCCCCAUAUUCAUGGGAGGCAGAAGAUAUGGGCUCCUAUGACCCGGGCUGGAACCACUCAGUGGGGGAUAAUAGCUCUAUCAGCAUCUCCAGCCCAUGGAAAUAUCAAACACAGUCUCAGCUCAGGGCUUAUCCUUUCUGGGGGAAAUUAGAGCUCUACAGGGGAGGUGGCUUUGUGGUGGAGCUUGGCCCGGAUUUACAAAAUGCCAGCAGCACCCUUGAGUAUCUGUUCAGAAACAAAUGGCUGGACAUGUACACAAGAGCCAUCUUUGUGGAGUUCAGCGUCUAUAAUGCUAAUGUGAACCUCUUUUGUAUUGUCACACUCUUAUUGGAAACCACAGCCAUAGGAGCGUUUCAGUUCUACAGCGAGCUGCAGAGUGUUCGUCUUUACCAAUCAACUGGUGCUCUGCACAUCUUUGUAAUGGCUGCUGAGAUUAUAUACAUGCUUUUCAUCCUCCAUUAUAUGUAUAUACAGGGCAAACUAAUGAAGCAGCAGAGAUGGGUUUACUUCAGGAGCAAGUGGAACUUCUUUGAGCUGACUAUCAUCAUACUAAGCUGGAGCGCCUUGGCUAUUUAUAUCAAGAGGACUCUGCUUGGAAACCGUGACAUGAAAUAUUACCAAGACCACAAAGACCAAUUUGCCAGCUUCUAUGAGACGGCUGCAUCAGACUCGGUGCUCCAGUAUCUGAUCGCCUUCCUGGUUCUGCUCUCCACCAUCAAACUGUGGCACCUGCUCAGGCUGAACCCAAAGAUGAACCUGAUCUCUGCCACACUAGAGCGAGCCUGGGGGGACAUUUCUGGUUUCCUUCUGAUCCUUGGGAUAAUGUUCUUGGCAUAUUCCAUUGCAAGCAACCUGAUUUAUGGCUCGAAGCUGUCUCAUUAUAGAACUUUGACGGAUGCUCUCCUGACCAUCAUCCGUUUGCAAAUUGGUAUCUUCAACUAUGAUGAGGUGUUGAACAGCAGCCCCUGGCUUGGUGGGUUUAUCUUCGGUUCCUGUAUCAUCUUCAUGUCUUAUGUGGUGGUCAAUCUUCUCAUCUCAGUGAUCCUCGUGGCAUUUAACGAGGAGCAAAUAUAUCAUAAGCCCUCAGACGAAGAGGAGAUUGUCGACCUGAUGCUAAAGAAAAUCUGCAGCCUCUUUGGGAUCAGGUCUGAAGAUACAGCAGACACAACGGGACCUGAUGGAAACACAGACAUGGACUUGACCCUGAACAACAGCCGUAACAUCCAGAAUAAUCCCUCAGUUGAUGUCAACUGUAUUCAAACAUCAGACCACUCUGUGAACCGACUAUAGGUUCAUAGUUUAAUCUAGAGUACCUCUGUUAGAGUGAGAUUUUGUUUGAAUCAAUAUUCACAUGUAGUACAUUCAGGUUUGUUAUUCUUAACUUGUUACAUCGGGGGAGGUCAGAGCAUGUUGUGCAGCUUUGUGGAUGACUAUCGCCUAUUGAUGAAGCACUGAGAAGAAGACUGAGACAAGCUCCAACUUUGAACAGACAUCUGUUCAGGAAGCACCCAGAGAAGUUGGUGAGAUAUUUAAACUACAACCUCAUUUCCAAAAAAGUUGGGACACUUUAGGAUGUCAGUAAAAACAGAUUUACAUGGUUUACAAAUGAAUUCAAUAAUUUAAUUGAAAAUUGUGCUAAGACAUAUCGUAUUUCUGAAAUAAAAAAAAUGAUAUCAUUUCAGAAAUAUAUGCACCGUGCAGACUUGGCCCAAUGGUUAAGUUGCUUGCCCAUGUAGCGGGUGGCUUGGCCUCUUCCCCGAAUGUUAUUUCCCCACUCUCUCCCAGUUUCCUACACUAUCCACUGUCCUCUCCUCUAUAAAUAAAGGUGUAAAAGCCCCAAAAAUAUCACUUUGAAAAAUAUAUGCACACUGAACGGUUGAAGAUUUAUGCUAAAAAACACCUUUUAACUCUCAACUUAUUACAUUCAUUUGCAAGAGGUUAGUAACGUGACUGAGUAUGAAAAGGCAAUUCCGGGUUUCCCGAUGGUCCCUCGCAGUCCUCUUAGGGGGUUGGGGUGGCGUGCAGCUGUGGGGGUGUUACUAUGGCAGCCAUUGAGGUCGCCCUCCAUGCCACCACGGUC
Notolabrus celidotus (New Zealand spotty) is the source of this 9490-nucleotide messenger RNA. Its product is annotated as polycystic kidney disease protein 1-like 2. The transcript is spliced from 47 exons. Gene Ontology annotation, biological process: detection of mechanical stimulus. Gene Ontology annotation, molecular function: carbohydrate binding; protein binding; calcium channel activity. Gene Ontology annotation, cellular component: membrane. NCBI's taxonomy places the organism in Eukaryota, Metazoa, Chordata, Actinopteri, Labriformes, Labridae. The record is from RefSeq and is a predicted model, not a curated record. Bases 1 to 8700 code for a protein of 2899 amino acids.